AGCUUGAUCAUUUCCAAGUUCAGAGUGAAAAUGGCAGAUGCUGAUAACUCACUCCGUCAGGCACUCCUGGACACAGUAGCAGGACUGAUGAACCCAGACCAGGUUGUCAGGAAAGCUGCUGAGGAGCAAGUUAAAGCACUGGAGGUGACAGACGAGUAUGGAGUAUAUUUAUGUGAGUUGACCCUGAACCCUCAAGGUCUCCUUCCGGUCAGACAACUAGCUGCAGUUCUUCUUAAACAAUAUAUAGACGCACACUGGUCACAGGAUACAGAGAAGUUCCGUCCUCCUGAGGUUACUUCUAGUGCAAAGAAUUCUAUUAGACAAAUGCUUCCUCUAGGCCUUAGUGAAUCUAUUAGUAAAGUAAGAAACACAGUUGCCUUCUCUCUAGCAGCUAUAGCACACUGGGACUGGCCAGACCAUUGGCCUCAACUCUUCGAUAUUCUUAUUCAGGCGAUAAAAGGUCAGGAUAAGUUUGGAGUCCAAGGCGCAGUUCGUGUAUUAAAGGAACUAUCAAGAGAUCUUACAGACUCACAGAUACCUACAGUAGCUCCAGUUAUACUACCAGAUAUAUAUAGAAUUUUCUGUGAAGCGGACCGGUACACCAUAAGGACUAGAUCCAGCGCAGUAGAAAUAUUUACUACUCUUACAAAUAUGAUCUGCACAAUAGGUGAGGUUAAUAAAGGACUGCAAAAGAGUUUACUAAACCCUGUUCUAUCAACCUUCUCCGAGGCGUUAGUAGCUUCUCUCUCUGUUCCAGAUUCUCAAACCUCAGACUCGGGGCUUAAAACUGAGGUAUUAAAAGCUCUGACAGUUCUGAUAAAGAAUGUGCCAAAGCAGAUGUCUGAUUGGUUACCCCAGAUCCUUCCUCCAGUCUGGUCUACCCUCACUACCUCAGCGGAGAAAUAUGUCCGCGAGGUUGUGAAUGGAGGUGGAGGAGAUGAUGAGGUUGUUGACUCGGACGGUGAGGUCAUAAGCUUCGAGACCCUCGUCUUUGCUAUUUUCGAGUUCGUCCACGCUCUCGUCGAGACGAAGAAGUUUCGUGGAGCCGUCAAAUCCGGGCUAGCAGAUCUCAUGUACUAUAUUGUACUCUACAUGCAGAUAACAGGUUAGCAGAUCUCCUGUACUAC
Messenger RNA from Eurytemora carolleeae, 1127 nucleotides. Its product is annotated as importin-9. The record is from RefSeq and is a predicted model, not a curated record. Gene Ontology annotation, molecular function: small GTPase binding. NCBI's taxonomy places the organism in Eukaryota, Metazoa, Arthropoda, Copepoda, Calanoida, Temoridae. Gene Ontology annotation, cellular component: nuclear envelope; cytosol. The transcript has 10 exons. Gene Ontology annotation, biological process: protein import into nucleus. The coding region runs from base 31 to 1110 and encodes 359 amino acids.